AUGUUUGAAUAUACAUCCAAGUUAUCCUGGUCCGAGGUCCGCGAAGUUGCGAAAGAGUUCCAGCCAGUGCUUGUGGAACGGACGCCUCAUCUAUUCGCUGAAAUGGAGGGAAUCGCCGAGGGGGCCGGGUUGGAUGUGCUUGACAUUGUAGCGCUUAACUGUCGCAGUGAGAUUGCCCUAGGCAAAUUCUCCGAUGGCUGCUCAACGCUCUGCUGGAAAAAGAACGAUCAUUGCCGUGUUUUAUCUCAGAACUGGGACUGGACUGACACUGUGAAGAAAAACCUGGCCAUGGUCUCUAUUGAACAGCUUGGCAAGCCUACCAUCUAUAUGGUAACGGAGGUGAGAGCUGCUCCUCUAACAAAAUAUCGCGGUGUCAGAGGCUGA
Molecule: messenger RNA, 384 nt
Organism: Penicillium macrosclerotiorum
Lineage: Eukaryota; Fungi; Ascomycota; Eurotiomycetes; Eurotiales; Aspergillaceae
Exons: 1
Coding region: 1-384 (127 amino acids)
Source: RefSeq, a predicted model, not a curated record